UUGUUAGUAGAUAUGCUUAACAAAAUGGCCCAAGAUUUUCCCAUCUGCCACUUUUUGUUAGUAGAGCCGUGUAAUCCACUCGCCGGGACUUUUUCUUCUCUGGACGGGUAUAUGGGUAGCACAAGAGUCAAAACACGACAUCGCACGGAUAAAAGCAUUGAAUGUUGAGUAUUCAGAAAUGGAAAGAUAGAGAGACCACCUUCCUGCUCGCUGCAAUGGAUUGCCUUGUUAAAUGGAACAAAACAAUACAAUACGUUCGCCAAAUUCAGGGGAGAAGAAGAACAAUGGAAGGUCUUUGUAAGAUACAGGGGCGUAUGUCAAUGGCGGGUGCACCAGCUUUGUUGAAGCAUCUGCAUCUGCAUCUGCGCUGCAUUAACCCUGUCCUCACUGGUGCAGUGAUGGGAACACGCUCUCAAGUAAGGCGUCCUUUUGCUUUUAAGACGGCGUGCAUUUCCAGUGUCAUCACUGGUGGAGGCGGAAAUGGAGGUGAAGGUGGAGACAGAGGAGGAGGCGGCGGCGGCGGCGGUGGCAGAGCGAGGGAAGUAAGUCCAGGGCGCAAAGAGCCUGACAAUGGCACGCAUGUCAUAAUUCUGGAUGUCCGGGGAAUGUCUUGUGGUGGUUGUGCAGCAUCGGUCAAGCAGAUAUUAGAAAAGCAGCCACAAGUGGCCUCUGCCAGUGUAAAUCUUGCAACGGAAACGGCAGCUGUCUGGACUGUUCCGGAAAUGCAAGGAACAAAGAACUGGCUAAAGGAUUUUGGAGAGAACCUUGCAAACCAUUUAACAAGUUGUGGGUUCACUUCUAGUGUUAGAGAUUUGACAACUGAAAAAGGAAAUCGAUCGUCCCAAAAUAAAAAAGAAGAACGAGUGGGUCGUCUGAAGGAUAGUGGUUAUAGACUUGCUAUUUCGUGGGCUCUUUGUGCCACUUGUCUUCUUGGACAUGCUUCUCAUUUCUUUGGAACAAUGGCACCAUCAUGGAUGCACAUAAUUCAUAAUACAGGCUUUCACAUGGCAUUGUCUUUGAUUGCUCUGGCUGGUCCAGGUCGCCAGAUUCUUGUUGAUGGUUAUAAGAGUUUGCGUAGAGGAGCCCCAAAUAUGAAUACUUUAGUUGGUCUUGGAGCAGUUUCCUCAUUUAUUAUCAGUAGUAUAGCAGCUUUGGUUCCAUCAUUGGGUUGGAAGGCCUUUUUUGAGGAGCCUAUAAUGCUUCUAGCUUUUGUUCUUUUGGGGAGAAACCUGGAAGAGAGAGCAAAGUUAAAGGCCAGCAGUGAUAUGACAUCACUUUUGAAUUUUCUUCCAUCAAAAGCUCGUCUUUUAGUCGGAUCAUCUACAGAGGGCUCCCUUCCAACAGUUGAAGUGGCAUGUAGCAGCCUUUCUGUCGGAGACCAUGUUGUGGUUCUACCAGGAGAUCAUAUUCCGGCAGAUGGAACUGUAAGAGGAGGGAAGAGUGUCGUGGAUGAAUCAAGUCUCACAGGAGAACCUUUGCCAGUUAUCAAACAACCUGGGGAUGGAGUCACUGCUGGAACUAUGAACUUCAAUGGUACUCUAACAGUUGAAGUAAGGAGGCCAGGUGGAGAGACUGUCAUGGGGGAUAUUGUUAAAAUAGUGGAAGAUGCUCAAAAUAGGCAGGCACCAGUACAACGUCUGGCUGAUAAGGUUGCAGGUCGCUUCAGCUAUGGUGUGAUGGCUCUCUCAGCAGCUACAUUUGCAUUCUGGAAUGUGUUUGGCACAAAACUUUUUCCAUCUGUUGUACCACCACAUGGUAGUGCAAUUCUCUUGGCAUUACAAUUAUCAUGCAAUGUUCUGGUUAUUGCUUGUCCUUGUGCUCUUGGCCUUGCAACACCUACUGCUGUGCUGGUAGGAACUUCUCUAGGUGCAAUGCAAGGCCUUCUCAUACGUGGUGGAGAUAUUCUGGAGAAAUUCUCCUUGGUUGAUACAGUGGUUUUCGACAAAACAGGGACCUUGACUGCUGGUAAGCCAGUUGUGACAAAGGUGUUUGCUACUGGAAAUGGAGAAAGUGAUAUUUUCUUUCCAACUGAUGAGGCCACUGUCGGGAAAUCUAAGCUUCCAAAUGGGCCAGAAUUGGAGAUAUUCAGACUAGCAGCUGCAGUUGAGGCAAAUACUAUGCACCCAAUUGCCAAAGCUGUUGUGCAAGCUGCAAGAUCUGCCGGUUGUAAAAUUGCAAUGGUUAAGGAUGGAACAUUUGAGCAAGAACCUGGAUCUGGUGCAACAGCAGUUGUGGAAGAAAAAAGGGUUUCAGUUGGCACGUUAGAGUGGCUUCACAGGCAUGGAGUUAAAAAUGGGGAUCCUCCAUCUUUGGAAGGGUCAAAUGAGACUAUUGUAUAUGUAGGAGUGGAUGAUUGCUUAGCUGGUGCUAUAUAUAUGCGGGACAAAGUAAGAGAAGAUGCAUGCACUGUUGUUGAGUCUCUUGCUCAUAUGGGAAUUUCUACUCAUUUGCUUUCUGGAGAUAAGCAUACUACUGCAGAAUAUGUAGCUACAUUGGUUGGUAUUGACAAGGAGAAGGUUCUAGCGGGGGUAAAGCCUGAUGGGAAGGCACAAUUUAUAGCUCAACUCCGUGAACAGAAGAAAAAUGUGGCAAUGGUGGGAGACGGAAUCAAUGAUGCUGCAGCCUUGGCUUGUUCAGAUGUUGGUAUUGCAAUGGGUGGUGGUGUUGGAGCUGCUAGUGAUGUUGCAUCAAUUGUUCUUAUGGGUGAUAGAUUGACACAAAUACUCGAUGCUUUGGAACUUAGCAAGAUGACUAUGCGGAAAAUCAAACAGAAUCUUUGGUGGGCAUUUAUGUAUAAUAUUGUUGGUAUACCAGUUGCUGCUGGAGUGUUGUUACCUGUGACUGGCACCAUGUUAACUCCAUCUAUAGCAGGGGCCCUCAUGGGUAUCAGCUCAUUAGGGGUGAUGGCCAAUUCACUUAUGUUGCGACUGGAAUUCAAUUCAAAACAUAUUCCUUUUGAUUCUUUUACUGUAAAAUCCCAGGAAAUCCAGAUCAAAUCUUUGGAGUCCAAAGCAAGCAAUAUUUCUAAUUAUUCACAGGAACAAGAUAUUGAAAAAGCAUUUCCUUCUCAACAAGAGGGCAGCAAAUAUGCCUAACUGUAAAGGAGUUAUUCGGAAAGCUAGUUAUAUUUGUUUUCAUUUUUUGUUUCCAAUUUCUUGAAAUCCCAUAUAUGAUUGAUUUCAAGUUCACCUUGUCUAAUGGAAACAUGUGCUUGAUAAUCUUUAUAAUUUUAAAACUUGAUCAAGAUUUCAUA
Messenger RNA from Cryptomeria japonica (Japanese cedar), 3253 nucleotides. Its product is annotated as copper-transporting ATPase PAA1, chloroplastic. Gene Ontology annotation, biological process: copper ion homeostasis; monoatomic cation transport. Gene Ontology annotation, cellular component: membrane. The record is from RefSeq and is a predicted model, not a curated record. The coding region runs from base 162 to 3095 and encodes 977 amino acids. The transcript has 17 exons. Gene Ontology annotation, molecular function: copper ion binding; P-type divalent copper transporter activity; ATP binding. NCBI's taxonomy places the organism in Eukaryota, Viridiplantae, Streptophyta, Pinopsida, Cupressales, Cupressaceae.